Vanrija pseudolonga is the source of this 1616-nucleotide messenger RNA. It is a transcript of the gene SPCC794.11c, whose product is annotated as ENTH domain-containing protein. The record is from RefSeq and is a predicted model, not a curated record. The transcript has 6 exons. Gene Ontology annotation, biological process: Golgi to endosome transport; endocytosis. Gene Ontology annotation, cellular component: endosome; plasma membrane; clathrin vesicle coat. The coding region runs from base 117 to 1616 and encodes 499 amino acids. Gene Ontology annotation, molecular function: phospholipid binding; clathrin binding. NCBI's taxonomy places the organism in Eukaryota, Fungi, Basidiomycota, Tremellomycetes, Trichosporonales, Trichosporonaceae.
UUGCAAUCUCGACUCGUCCUCGUCGUCGCUGCAACUCGGUGCAUAACCAAAAACACAGGUCGCCUGUGCUACCCCUUCCUCGCCCUCGUGCAUUGCCCGCCUGUAUCUAGCCCACAAUGGACUACCUCGAGGGUCUCGCCAAGCAGGCGUCCCAGAUCACAAUGUACGAUGUCAAGUCGUACUACAAUGCGGCCAAGAACGCCGUCCUCAACAUCCCCGAGAUGGAGGCCAAGGUCCGCGAAGCAACCAACGAGGACCCCUGGGGCGCGUCGUCGACUCUGAUGCAGGAGAUUGCUGCGGGAACGAACAACUUCCAGCAGUUUAACGAGAUCAUGCCGACCAUCUACUCGCGUUUCAUGGAGAAGGAAGCGCGCGAGUGGCGCCAGAUCUACAAGGCCCUCACGCUCCUCGAGUACCUGAUCAAGCACGGCUCUGAGCGCGUUGUUGAUGACGCCCGCGCCCACAUCUCGACCAUCAAGAUGCUGCGCAACUUCCACUACAUUGACGAGAAGGGCAAGGACCAGGGCAUCAAUGUCCGCAACCGUGCCAACGAGAUCGCGGCCAUGCUCAGCGACGUGGACAAGAUUCGCCAGGAGCGCCGCAAGGCCAAGCAGAACCGCAACAAGUACCAGGGCCACGAGGGCGGCGCGUUCAACACGUCGACCGGAAGCCGGUACGGCGGCUUUGGCAGCGACUCGUACCGCGGUGGAGGUGGAAGCAGCAGCGGGUUUGGCGGAGGAAGCAGCGGCGGCGGCGGUGGUGGUGGUGGCUACGGCCGUGAGGACGAUGAAUACCGGGGCAGUGGUGGGCGCUCAUCUUCAGGUUUCCGUGACUCGUCAAACCGCCGUCAGUCGUACGACGAGUAUGAAGGUGCCGACGACUUUGAGGAGCAGCCACCCAGGCGUACUUCGUCUGCCAAUGCCGCCCGCGCUGGCGGUAGCAGCAGCGGUGCUGGCCGCGCCCCAGCCGCUCCUCCCAAGCCACCAAAGGAGCAGCCCAAGGCCAAGGAGGUCAACCUGUUCGACUUUGACGACGAGCCUGUCGCUGCUGCCCUGGCCCCAGCACGUGCUGCCGCCGCUGCUGCUGCGCCAGUAGACGCGUUCGGCGACGACGACUUUGACGACUUCCAGCAGGCGCCCGCGAGCCCGGCCGCUACGUCGCCGGCUGCUGCUGCUCCUUCUGGAGGCAACGCCAACCUCUUUGCGCUGCUCGAGUCGAACAAGCCUGCCGCGGCUGCCGCGACGCCUUCGUACGGUGCCCCUGCUCCGUCGUUCACCGCCGCCGCUCCGGCCCCCGCCCCUACCUUUGGAGCGCCAUCGUUCCAGGCGCCGUCGUACCAGGCUGCCCGGCCGGCUGCCUCGCCCACAAAGCCCGUCGCUCCUGCCGCGCCUGCACCCAAGACUGGCGCGUCGGCGUUUGACGACCUAUGGACGACGUCGCUGGGCGGACCUGCCCUCGCGCCGGCCAAGGCGGCUGGUAACAAGACGAUUGCGCAGAUGGAGAAGGAGAAGGCCCAGUCGUCGCUCUGGGGUGCGCCUGCCGCCGCUGCCGCUCCCUCGGGCGGCGCUGCUGCUGCCGCCAAGCCUUCGUCUGACCUCGACGACCUCCUCCUCUAA